Durio zibethinus is the source of this 764-nucleotide messenger RNA. RefSeq names its product acyl carrier protein 1, chloroplastic-like. Gene Ontology annotation, molecular function: phosphopantetheine binding; acyl carrier activity. Gene Ontology annotation, biological process: fatty acid biosynthetic process. The record is from RefSeq and is a predicted model, not a curated record. Lineage: Eukaryota; Viridiplantae; Streptophyta; Magnoliopsida; Malvales; Malvaceae.
CCCACACUCACUUCGUUCUCUCCGCCGUUUUAGCAUUUCCUCUCAUUUCUUGCCUUUUUUUUUUCUCUUCAGCACGCUUAAAUGGCAUCCAUAGCUGGUUCAUCAAUCUCCAUGCAACCUCGCCACACCCUGGCUACAACUAGGGUUUUUGGGUUGAAAUUGGUUUCAUUUAUGAACCAGGGAAGAAGCAGCCUCUCCUUUAGGUUGCAUCCAAUGCCUGCUCGCUUGCGGAUUUCCUGUGCUGCCAAACCAGAGACUGUGGAUAAGGUAUGUGAAGUAGUAAGGAAACAACUAGCUAUAGCAAAAGACAAACCGGUUACUGGUGAAUCAAAAUUUGCUGAUCUUGGAGCUGAUUCUCUUGAUACGGUUGAGAUUGUGAUGGGACUUGAGGAAGAAUUUGGAAUCACUGUGGAAGAGGACAAUGCUCAAAGCAUCACAACUGUUCAGGAUGCUGCAGAUCUCAUUGAGAAGCUCUGCAGCGAGAAAGGUGCCUAGAACCAAUGACCUAAAUCAGAAGUUCAUUUGCCGAUAUUGAUGUUACUUACUAGCUUGCAACCUCUAGAGCAUUUGGCAAAAUCUUGUUGUGAACUCAAGUCCAUUUAUUUGUUCAAUCUAGGAAAACUCGUAAAGUUGUUGGGAUUUUUAGUUAAUUUGUGGAUUUAACUUGGUGUUGUAAGUCUACGAAAUACUAUUUGAUCUGAUCGUGUGACUUUUUUAAAUUGGUAGUGACUCAUAGAACUUUUGUUUCCUUAAGCUGCACGUAU